Ooceraea biroi (clonal raider ant) is the source of this 1157-nucleotide messenger RNA. It is a transcript of the gene mRpL1, whose product is annotated as mitochondrial ribosomal protein L1. The record is from RefSeq and is a predicted model, not a curated record. Lineage: Eukaryota; Metazoa; Arthropoda; Insecta; Hymenoptera; Formicidae.
UUCCAAUAAAAAUCCCUAGCGUGUUAGAUAAAACAUGGCGGUGGCACAGAGCGGUUGGUUGCUAAGUAGUUUUUCCUCGACGUAUAGGCAUGUGAUAGGACUGAAUGUUUGUCCCAUCGGGGUCUUGCAAGUACGGAACUAUGCUGCUAGGAAAGGUACAAGGGAAAAAGCAAAGAAAAAGAAAGUAAAAGUGGUCAUUGAAAAGGUGGGCUUUAUUCCACAUAAUUUGAGAAAGUCGAAAGUAAGUGAAGCCAAAAAUCAAAUUGACCCCUCAGUAUUUCCCGAUGAGAGGAAGUCAGAUCCAACAGAUAACAUAUGGAUUAUAAGAUAUCACAAAUGGAAAGUUCAUCCGUUUGUGGAAGCGGUGCAGGGUCAUCAUGAGACGCAUCAUCCUACUAUAUACAAUCAACCAAAUGCGCCCAUAAAAGCGAUAAUAGAAUUGGAUAUGCAGACUGAGAAGAAGACAAAAUUUGUCAACACUUUCACGCGAAUGGUUCACAUACCGCAUACAUUUAGCCAACCCGAUGAAAACAGAAAAAUACUGGCGUUUUGUAAGACUCCUGAGAUGCAAGAUAUGGCGAAAGAUGCUGGUGCUAAGAUGGCUGGCGGUAAAGAAUUGAUAAAAAAAAUUCAGAAGGGAGAAUUUUCAACGAAGGAAUAUAACGUUAUUGUAUCAGAACCGACUAUUUUACCUGACUUGCUGUUAAUUAGGGGAAUUAUUAAGAAACAAUUUCCCAACAUUAAAUCAGGUACCCUGAACCCCGACAUACAGAUGCUCGUGAGGAAAUUUCUAACGGGGGUAGAAUACACGGCAAAGCCGCACGAUACUUUUAAAUCUUACGGCACUAUUGACGUCACAGUUGGAACGCUCGACAUGGAUACAAAACAAUUGGAGGAAAACUUCUCUGCUAUUGUCAACGACGUCCAUAAAGCUAAGCCACGUCGGCCAGAACCUUUUAUCAGAAGGAUUUUAAUUAUUUCUCCACCAUCAAAAGAACAUUUUAAAGUCGACUUUGAACAAUACUUACCUAAAGGCAGUGUAUCCAAAAAGGAAGAAACAGAAAAAGAAGAAGAAGAAAAAAGAUUGCCGGAAGCUUUUAUCGCGUCUCAGUAAUUUUGUUCAUAGCGAUGCCAAUAAAAUAAUAUCUACAGUUAAA